UAGUGCAUGAGCUUUCAAGAUCGACACUUUUAAUUUGGCACAACUCCCUUGGAAUUCAUCAAAGUCUCAGGUGCCGAUAGCUGGUUCCUUUGUACUGCUGAGUAGCAUUUCAAGCCAUGGGUGAACAGUUUGCUCCACUGUUCACCCACUACAGGACAUGAGUCACAUGCAGGUUGUUGCUAUCGAGAGUAAAGCUCGGAUGAGCAGGUUUUCAUGUGAGCAUGGGUUUUUGAAUUUCUGAAAGAAAUGCCCCACGGUGCAAUCCCUGGGUCGUGAGGUAAGGGCGUUGGUAGGUUCUGCAAGAAGCUACCGUAUUCUUGUCCAGAGGAGCGAUGUCGUUUCCAUUUCCAUCAGCAAGGGGUGUGACUCAGACCAGAGGCAGAGAUGGGGCGAAAGCUGGACCUUUCCCAGCUCACCGAUGAGGAGGCGGCGCACAUCUGGGCGGUGGUGCAGCGGGACUUGGACCUGCGGAGGAGAGAAGAAGAGAGACUAGAGGAGUUGAAGGGCAGGAUCAAGAAGGAAAGCUCCAAGAGGGAGCUGCUGGCGGACACGGCCCAUCUGAAGGACACCCACUGCGCCCGCUGCCUGCAGCCUUACCGGCUCCUGGCCAGCAGAAGGCAGUGCCUGGACUGUGGCCUUUUCACCUGCAAAAGCUGCAGCCACAUCCACCCGGAGGAGCAGGGCUGGCUCUGCGACCCUUGCCACCUGGCCAGAGUCCUGAAGGUGGGCUCGCUGGAGUGGUACCACGCACACGUGAGAGCCCGCUUCAAGCGGUUCGGGAGUGCCAAAGUGAUCCGGUCCCUCUACGGGCGGCUGCAGGGAGGAGGUGAGCCUGAGCCCAGCGCGGGAGAGAGGAGUGGAGACAGCGAGCAGACAGAUGAGGAUGGAGAACCCGGCCCAGGGGCCCAGGCCCAGCCCCUUGGCAACAGAAAAAAGCGCCUCCUCUCCUUCCGUGACGUGGACUUUGAGGAAGACUUGGACCCUGCCUCCCAGGACUCGGACCUGGAUCCUGCCUCCCAGGCCUGCUGUCAGCCCCCGAGCCCGCCCUCGGUCCCUGUGGCCACAGCAGCCCUGCAGUUCCUCUCAGGAGAGCCCUGCUCCGAGGGUGCCACUUCCCAGGAGGAUGCCAUCCUGGAAGAGGCUCAUGCUAGGACCUCCAGGUGCCACCCCCCUGCAGAAGAGCAUCCAGACAGCCCCCCACCUACUGGACAGGAUGCCCUUGCUGAACCGUGCCUGCCUGGGGACUCCUGCAAGAUGGCCCUGGGGCCUGCUGCUGUGCCCGGGAUGAGGCCCAGCCGGAACGAGCAGCCGCCCUCGCUGUACCUGGCCAGCGUGGACAGUUCUGACGAGAACAGCAUCUGGGCCACCGCGGCAGCCGCCCAGCACAGCAGACGGACAGGGCAGACGGCAGCUCAGGGCCAGGGUCCGGCUGCCGGAGCAGGCGCAGACGCCGACAGAGAGGAGGAGGCCCUGAGGAGGAAGCUGGAGGACCUGACCAGAAACAUCAGUGACCAGGGCACCUCAUCCGAGGAGGAGCAGGUCAGGGAAGAAGAGACCCAGCCUGAUGUGGCCCCCCCCAGCAGGGCCCUCCCCAGGCCGGGCCCAGAGGUGUGCACAGCCACCGAUGCCCAGGAAAAGGGCCCCGGGGGCCCCGUGCAGCCCGGCUGGACGACCGAUGAGGAGCUGUUGGAGCUGGAGGACAGAGUGGCCGUGGCAGCUGCCCAAGUUCAGCACACGGAGAGCGAGGUGUCAGACAUCGAGGCCAGGAUCGCAGCCCUGAGGGCCGCGGGGCUCACGGUGAAACCCUCGGGAAAGCCCCGGAGGAGGUCGAACCUGCCGAUACUUCUUCCUCGAGUUGCUGGGAAACUUGGCAGGAGUCCAGAGGACCCAAGUGCAGACCCUGGGAACCAGGGCAAGGUGACAGGGGUGUCCUGCCUUCCCAAGAGGGCCUCUUCCCUCAGAUCUCCAGGCAAGGACGAUGAGUCUUUUGAUCGGAAAUCCACGUACCGCGGCUCUCUGACCCAGAGAAACCCCAACGGGAGGAAAGGCACGGCCAACCACCUCUUCGCGAAACCCGUGAUGGCCCAUCAGCCCUGACAGGAAGGGCCCUGGGCCCAGGACAGAGCAGCAAGGCAAGGCCCCUGGGCCUCCACACAGCCGCUGUAUCCUCCAUGGGCUCUGGGCUUCCCGCUACUCACAGUCCCACCCGCAGAGAGAAAUGAGAAGAAACACGGGUCAAGGCAGCCUCUGACCCGUGAUUCACAGCAGAGAGGAUGUGACUGUCCUCCAGGACAAGGCCGUCCACCUGGAAGGACACCCGGAAGCCCUUUUCCACGCCACCCUGUCCGUUUCCCUCUUGGCUUAUGGUGCUGCUUUCGUGAACGGAGCAGGGGACAGGCCAUCCGGUGAAGGCCGCAGCCAGACGCGUGUUCCUGAGUGCAUGGAGCAAGGGCAGAGGACACGUGUCUGCAUGGUGCCUGAAAACCAGGCGUCAGGACGAGUGACCGAAUGCCACCCACUGAAUGUCGAGGUGUCCCCCACCCACAGGCCCGUCUGCAGGUCCCUGUGGUCCACAGACAGAAGCCGUUAGGCUGCUCGCCACAGGACGCUGUCCUGAAGUUGCUGCCCUCAGGCAUCACCCCGGGCUUUGGGGGGACUUCCCUUUCUAGACAACUCACCCUUCAAACCCAGCUUCCACUCCCAACGUGAGCCUUGUCACUUUCCUCAAGAACUCAGAUUUCUGCAACAUCUGCGUCAGAGACGGCCUGUGCUAACAGUGUCCCUCGCGCCUGGCCCUUCCACCACUACACCUGGCCAGGGUCAGGUGCCCAGUUUCUUCUUCCCCAUCAGAUGGUAGAGCACCCUUCUAGGGGCCCAGAAGAACCCCACGUUUAGGACACACAUGAGCCAAAGCCAGGAACACCGGUUUCCCCCAGGAACAAGGGUGCUCGGUCCACUCAGAAACAUGCUCACGGAGCCCACGUCCACUUGCCGUGGCCACCACCACAGAGCACGUCCUGCUGGGCAGAGUAUACUCAGUUGUUCUCUAGGUUCCCAGCAUGAUCCAUUCCGGCUCCUUCCGACUUCUGGGGGUCCCAGCCGGGCCGCAGCCCUCAGCCUCACCUCCACCCUCACACCCCCUUUUCCUGUGUCUGUCUGUCCACCCCCUUCUUAGAAGGCCACCAGUCCUGGGGUGCAGGGCCCACCUUAAUCCAGGAUGCCUUCCUUAACGAGUCACAUUUGCAAGACCCUAUUUCCACAUAAGGUCAUAUCCUGAGGUCCCACGUGAACACCAACUGGAGGGGGUGACCUCUGCAGGGCACCAUUAUUGCCACCAUGUACCACAAGGAGGAUGAGAGCUCAAAGAUCUCAAGGCGGAGCACCGCGCUGGGAGGAGAACCUCAAGAACGGGCCGGGGCCCCUCCCGGAGCCCCUCCCACCUGGGGCUCUGCAUGGCAAGGAGCCCAGGUGACAUAGAGGGUGGAGGCACAGAGCUUCCUCCGGCCUCGGGAAGCUCAGGGGCCUGGCCAUGCCCUCACAUGCCUCCACCCUCGCUGUGCCCUCUCUUUCCCUCUUGACGGCAGCCACCCCUCAGACUUGCAGCAGGGCCCCCCGCUCCUCCGUCCCAGCUCUCUGCGAGUGCCCCAGCCCUGCAGCCACAGCCCCCUGUUCCCGACACCCCAGAAAAUGCACAGGGCGGGGCUGGGGAUGUGGCUCAAGUGGUAGCGCACUCGCCUGGCAUGCGUGCAGCCCGGGUUCGAUCCUCAGCACCUCAUACAAAGAUGUUGUGUCCG
Ictidomys tridecemlineatus (thirteen-lined ground squirrel) is the source of this 3794-nucleotide messenger RNA. The record is from RefSeq and is a predicted model, not a curated record. Lineage: Eukaryota; Metazoa; Chordata; Mammalia; Rodentia; Sciuridae.